Molecule: messenger RNA, 2969 nt
Organism: Gymnogyps californianus (California condor)
Lineage: Eukaryota; Metazoa; Chordata; Aves; Accipitriformes; Cathartidae
Product: P2R1A-PPP2R2A-interacting phosphatase regulator 1
Exons: 10
Coding region: 111-965 (284 amino acids)
Biological process (GO): mitotic G2/M transition checkpoint
Cellular component (GO): nucleus; cytoplasm
Molecular function (GO): protein serine/threonine phosphatase inhibitor activity
Source: RefSeq, a predicted model, not a curated record
GCGGCCGCGCCGCGGCUGGCCGGGGGCGGCGGCAUGAGGAGCCGCUGCGGCCGCCGGCAGUGAAUGGGCGUCGCGGCGGAGCGGGAGGAGCCGGAGGCGCCGCUGCCGCGAUGGCCCAGGAGAAAAUGGAGCUGGACCUGGAGCUGCCGCCGGGGAGCGCCGCGGCCCCGAGCGACGGCGGCGGCCUGAGGAGAUCGAACAGCGCCCCCCUCAUCCACGGGCUCAGCGAUAAUUCACAGGUGUUCCAGGCUAACGUUUUGCGAACCCGCAGGAACAGUACCACAGUUAUGAAUCGUCAUAGUCUGUUUGUGCCAUCAUCUCCUAUCCGUAUUCCUAGCAGCCGUCUUCAUCAAAUCAAACAGGAAGAAGGAAUGAAUUUGAUGAACAGAGAAACAGUACGUGAAAGAGAAGUGCAAGUAGCAAUGCAGAUGAGCCACUCAUGGGAGGAGAGCUUGAGCCUGAGCGACAAUGAUUUUGAAAAAUCAUCAUCACCAAAGCAAGUAGACUUUGUCCCAGUUUCUCCAGCUCCUUCACCUACCAGAGGAAUAGGGAAGCAAUGUUUCUCACCAUCUUUGCAAAGUUUGGUGAGUAGCAGUGGAUUACCUCCAAGUCCUAGCCCGAGUCCAACAAGGCGAUUUUCAAGCAGGAGAAGCCAGAGUCCAAUUAACUGCAUUCGACCAAGUGUUCUUGGGUCAAUAAAAAGAAAAGGUGUAACAGAGAUAGAAGAUCAUCCAAAAAGAUUAUUCCAAGGAUCCACCAACAUGCUUACCCCUGAAGUUUCACAUCAGGCGGACCUUGGGGGAUGUCUGUCGUCACAUGCUCUUGAUGACAACAGAAGCAGCGCAGGCUCUUCCUGUGACUCACCAGCUGAAGUCGGCACCAACACAGACUCUCCAGUCUCACUUUCUGACUCCAGAUCUCCUUUUUUACCAGUAGAUCUUACAGCUAAGUUACCUAUUAAUUGAGAAGCAGAAGUCUGCUAAUGGACACCAAGAAACAGGCUGGAUAUCAAUAAGACUUUCUGUUGUGUGUAACUGAUUCUGUUCCUCAUAGGAACUUCCAGAAAUGUCAUUAUUUCUAGAAAACUUCCAGAAUAGUUCCUUGAGGAGGAAUUCACGUUUCUAGUGAUUUGUAUGACAUUUACUAAAAUACAGUAAGCAUUUGAAUUGCAAACAUAUUUGAUGCUAACAUCAGUAAGCAAGCUGUGGAUUUACAACGGAUAUUGUCUUGUUGGCAUAAGUAACAAAUACUGUAUGUACAUUCCGCUUGUGGAAGACUUUGCUUUCCAUCAGCCAACAGGCAGUGUCCUCACUAAUGUAAAGUGGUGCUUAUGUAGUAACAGAUACCUUUCACAUUUGUCCUCAGUCUGAAACCAAUGAAGCAGCUUACUAAUUUGUUUUUAUUCCCCGAGUGCCAGAUAUUUAUAUUUUUUGUUGUUCAUAUGAAAAUGGGAAUAUUAGGGGGGGAAUUGAUUCUUGUGUUCUAUUAUGAUUGGCUGUUAAUCAGUUCUGUGUUCUAAUAGAUGUCAAAAGAACAAGUUGGUGAAUUGUCAACUUAAAUUUAUAUGUUGGGUUUUACUCAUGAUCAUGACUGCUGUUGUGACUAAAUCCAAGUUAGGUGUGGAACAUUCUUCUGGGGUUUUUGUAUUGUGGUUUUGGUUUUUUUCUUCCCCGUUUAGAUGAUGUAUUAGAGUGGUAGAUGCUCUGUUAAAGGUCUUCUAAUAGGGAAAAAUAGUAAUAAUGUUUGGAACAAAACAUUAAAUCCUGAGGUUUUAGUAUUUAGUACUUCAGAAGUGCAUUAUUUUAACAGACAGUAUUCAUCGUCAUAUAUAACUUUUGGACAAAUACAGUGAGGAAUCUUGAAUGCCUUUUUACAGGCUGAGGCGAUCAAACAUGUUUAAUCUGUGUUUAAUCUCCUGAUGUCACUUCCUUAAACAAUGGCAUCGAGUUAUUUCUGCUGCUGAAAACUUCAGAUGCUGAUUGGAAGCCUAGAAUUUGGUAAUCUGAGAUGUUUCAGGAUUCUUGUACUAUAUUUGAAAAGUCAGUGGGUUGAGGCAUCCUGAUCUCAACUCUGAAAUUCCCCAAACAAGAGGAAAAAUCUGCAAACCCCACCAUAGACAGCUGUUUCAGAUUUUCCAGUGGCAACCUCAUUUUGGUUGUUGACUCCUGUUACGCAACUGAACUUCCCCAGCUGGGUCCCCAUUUGUACAUGUGUAGCCGUCUGUACUAUGUGGUUUCAUGCCUUCUCUCCAGAGAGGUUAAUAAUGAAGCAAAAUGUUUUAUUUUUAAACACUAAAUCUUUGUAAUGUGUAAUAAAGUGAGAAAAGUAUGGAAACUUCCUCAAGUAGGAGAAAAGCCCACUGUGAACUCUGCUGUGAAAGAUCCACAUGCAUGAAGCUUUGAUUGACAGCAGCCAUCAAAAUUAGAAAUGGACAACUUGGGGUGCAAAGACCUGGUGACCUGAGGACCAAUGACCAGUUUCCGUAUGUCCUUACUGUAGAAAGAAAAUAGAAUGUAUUUAAUAGUUUUACUCGGUUCAAGUAAGAGGUGACAUGGUUUACUUCUGAUUUCAUUCCUCUUAAAUUAUUGUAAUAGUCAACUUACUGAUUGCAGUUCCUUUUUAAAUUCAGGCUGCCCUUCAUCCCUGUGGCAGAUGGACAAGCUUGUGUUUAAUGUCUGUUUGCUCUCUGUCUCAUGUGGCAUAGUUUCUUUUUGCAGUUUCAGGUAUGUGCCAAAGAGUUGCUGUGCGUUCACUCUUUUGCGGUGAGGGCGAGCCUUUUUUGUUUUUGUUUUUUUUUUUUUUUAAAUCUUGCUUAUUAAGAAUGAACCUCCUGGUGUCUCUUUCAGUCUUUUUUAAAAGAUGCAUCAGCAGAGGGGUUUAAUAGUUGCGUGUGGGUCAACUUGUCUCUUUUCUGUGGAAUAUUUAUGCUAUUUUUCAAAUAAGUGCCAAUAAAUGGAAAAAUAAAUGUG